AUGCACGAAGCCGAAGAGGUCGAGUCGUGGAUCGUCGAGAAGACGGUGGAUUCGGAGAAUGAAAAGAGAGAUGCAAUGUUCAACAUCGAAUUGGUCAAUCGCAGCAAAGAUAUUACCGCUUUGCGUUUUAUCGGUAAGGAGAUGAUUGCCAAGAAUCAUCCGGGAUCGGCGGCCAUCGAGACUCAGCUGAAUGAUUUGAUGGUCAAGUGGAAUAAUUUGCUCUCCUCGCUGAAAAUCAUUACGAUUGUGGACGAAAACACCCAGCAGAAAGCAGACGUAAAGAAUGAGAAUCAGAAUAUUGAGCAGUGUUUGCAAUUCCAACGAGAGGCCGCAGAGCUCGAGAAGAUUGUCUUGAAUUUGCUCCGAGUCUCAUCUUCGGAUGAUUACUGUAAAAAGAAAACAGUCGAGAAGAAGCAAAAGGAUUUCGAAAGUUGCAGCAAUUCCAUUGUCCUUUUGGAUAACAUGGGUAAGCAGUUGAUUCAAGAGAAUCACAGUCAGUCUGCGAACAUCCAGGAACGGUUGGAGGAGUUGCAUGGGUUUUGGCAGCUGCUUCUAUCAAAUUUCGAGAAUGAGAAAGUUGGUGGUGUUGACGUUAAUCAGAAGGACAAACGUAAUUAA
Nicrophorus vespilloides is the source of this 618-nucleotide messenger RNA. RefSeq lists its product as uncharacterized. The coding region runs from base 1 to 618 and encodes 205 amino acids. The transcript has 3 exons. Lineage: Eukaryota; Metazoa; Arthropoda; Insecta; Coleoptera; Silphidae. Gene Ontology annotation, molecular function: protein binding. The record is from RefSeq and is a predicted model, not a curated record.